UAAUUUAGCCUAGUUAGUGGAAAUUUCUCAAGUGUGUAUGUAUCUGUGUGAACGUUCUGUAUUUUAAACUUUUUGGAGCUUAGCCAGAUACUUCAAAUGCUAAUCCUGGCAGAAUUUCCCUUUAAGGAUGUCCUGCAGAGAAUUUGUUACUCAUAGUUUUAAGUAAAAAUUGACAAGUAGUGCUUUUUCAGCCCAGUAGGAGUAAUGUGCAUGGUGUAAGACUUGGAGAAAAUGCAGGGACCCUUCUGUUUUCUCCUGCAAAGUUGAAAAAGCUACAUGCAGUUGGAAAGGAUCUUCAGAUGGUGCUGGUGACUUUCUGUUCCUUUGGGAGUUAACACGCAUAUGGACUGGAGGAAAAAUAAUCAACGUAUAUUCUCCUUUUGUAUUGUUUAAAUCACAGGAAGAAGCGGCUUUAAGACAAAGAUCAAACCAAAAUGACAACUGCUCAAUUUUACUGUCAAUACUGCACAGCAUCACUUCUUGGGAAGAAAUAUGUACUAAAGGAUGACAGUCCGUACUGUGUUACAUGUUAUGAUCGUGUAUUUUCUAACUAUUGCGAGGAGUGCAAAAAACCAAUUGAAUCCGAUUCUAAGGAUCUUUGUUACAAAGACCGGCACUGGCACGAAGGAUGCUUCAAGUGCACCAAAUGCAAUCACUCUUUGGUGGAAAAGCCUUUUGCUGCCAAGGAUGAGCGCCUGCUGUGCACGGAAUGCUAUUCUAAGGAAUGCUCCUCCAAGUGCUUCCACUGCAAGAGGACCAUCAUGCCUGGUUCCCGCAAAAUGGAAUUUAAAGGAAACUACUGGCAUGAAACCUGUUUUGUGUGUGAGAAUUGCCAACAACCUAUAGGGACAAAGCCUUUGAUCUCCAAAGAGUGUGGCAAUUUUUGUGUGCCGUGUUUUGAGAAGGAGUUUGCUCACUACUGCAACUUUUGUAAGAAGGUGAUAACUUCAGGUGGGAUAACAUUUUGUGGCCAGCUAUGGCAUAAAGAGUGUUUUCUGUGUAGUGGCUGUAGGAAAGAUCUCUGUGAAGAACAGUUUAUGUCCAGAGACGACUAUCCAUUCUGCGUGGACUGCUACAACCAUCUUUAUGCCAACAAGUGUGUAGCCUGUUCCAAACCCAUUAGUGGUCUCACAGGUGCCAAGUUUAUCUGCUUUCAAGACAGCCAGUGGCAUAGCGAAUGCUUUAACUGCGGGAAGUGCUCUGUCUCCUUGGUGGGUAAAGGCUUCCUGACCCAGAACAAGGAAAUCUUCUGCCAAAAAUGUGGCUCCGGGAUGGACAGUGACAUCUAGGAGACAGUCCUUUCCCACCUAAAAUCCACUUUGCCUUUGUUGUCACUAAAGCCAGAAUUCAAUUGCAGUCUUAUUUUUGACUUAAGUUUUAGAAAAUAUUAAUGUAGUUUAGAAUGGAAAAGUUUUUGCACACAGUUUGAUCGAACUGUAUUCUAAGGGCACAAAAGCACAGUAGAACAGAAAUGAAUAUAUGCUAAAUCACAAAGACAACUCUCCUUGCAAAAUACUGCACUCUGCUGUUAGAAACAUAGGAAAAUAUCUCUUCAUAAUCAAAUAUAUGACAUAUACCUAGGAGCUGUGGAUGUAAUUACUGAAGAAUGAGGUUUUUCAUACCUGAAGAGUAAAAGAAAAACUAAGAGCUCAAACUGAGAGGUAUGCAUGAGACUAGUGUUUGCAUUCCUGGUUAUAUGUAAUGUGAUAAAUUAGCUAUGAAUGGUAAAAGAACAAAAGUGAUCAGAGUAAAUUCAUCAGCAAUUAUCACAUUUAAGAAUUGUUAUGAUUUAAAAAUCAUUCUUUUUUUGUUCACACAUACUGACUUUAGAAUUAAAAAACAAAGCUACAAUUUGUCCUCAUACGCAGUUUCCACAGCUUGCUAGCUCCGUGUUUACUCAAUGGAAUAUGAGAAUUGAAGACUUUAUGGCUCUCAUAAUCUGCAUAGGUAUAAAGGGGAUCAUUUCUACCUAGGGAUAGCCAAACCAUGGGUUUCAACACAUUUUGUAUUAAAUGUGUUUUCAAAGUCCACAGUGAUUUUUCUAAACGCUUACAGAUUCCAUGAAAUAACAGUCAUUCUUUCAA
Messenger RNA from Chlorocebus sabaeus (green monkey), 2084 nucleotides. RefSeq names its product four and a half LIM domains 5 (gene FHL5). Gene Ontology annotation, cellular component: nucleus; Z disc. Gene Ontology annotation, biological process: positive regulation of transcription by RNA polymerase II. Gene Ontology annotation, molecular function: transcription coactivator activity. Lineage: Eukaryota; Metazoa; Chordata; Mammalia; Primates; Cercopithecidae. The record is from RefSeq and is a predicted model, not a curated record.